AUGGAUAAAAAAUCAGGUAACUCCCAGGAUGCCGAAGUGAGAAAAGGGCCAUGGACUAUGGAAGAAGACUUGAUCCUCAUCAACUACAUCGCCAAUCACGGUGAAGGUGUUUGGAACUCUCUUGCUCGAUCUGCUGGACUGAAACGUACAGGGAAAAGCUGCCGGCUCCGGUGGCUCAAUUACCUCCGACCCGAUGUUAGGAGAGGAAAUAUAACACCAGAAGAACAGCUCUUGAUCAUGGAACUUCAUGCUAAGUGGGGAAACAGGUGGUCAAAAAUUGCAAAGCAUCUACCAGGAAGGACGGACAACGAAAUAAAGAAUUACUGGAGGACUAGAAUCCAAAAACAUAUUAAACAAGCCGAAACAUUCAGUGCCGGAGCACAAUGCUCCGACAACAAUGAUCAAAUCUCUGGUUCUGCAGAUCAUCAUCAGCAUCAUCAUCCACUUGAAACCUACUCAUCAUCACUAUCGUACCCAGAAAACGAUCAUGCGAGCACAAGUCAAAUGUUUGGUUCGACAGAUCAUCAUCUUCUUCUUCAUCAUCAAGCAGUCGAAAGCUACUCACCGGUAUUAUCGUACCCAGGAAAUCUGGAGACUUUUCCCGCAACUUUUCCGACUGAAUCCACCGAUAACAUUUGGAGCAUGGAGGAUCUUUGGUCGAUGCAUCUAGUUAAUGGCGGUUAAUGAAUUCGAUAUUCUACUUUUGGUUCGAUAUUUCAGGUCUGUCUAUAUUUGAAAAUUCAGUAUAUUUCAUAUAUAUAAGUUACUUUCAUAUUUAAAGCUAUAUGGGCUGUAAUAGAAUCGAGAAACCUAUAAUCUGCUUAUUUAUAUAUAUAUAUUAGCAGCCCGUGUAUGUGCAAUUCUAUCAUGUUUGAAAUUUUUAGUCGGCUGCAAAGAGAGAGUGAUAUGGUGUAAAAGUAAAAAAAAAAUGUGAAUUUGAAUUUUAC
Molecule: messenger RNA, 947 nt
Organism: Camellia sinensis
Lineage: Eukaryota; Viridiplantae; Streptophyta; Magnoliopsida; Ericales; Theaceae
Gene: MYB21
Product: myb domain protein 21
Biological process (GO): regulation of DNA-templated transcription
Cellular component (GO): nucleus
Molecular function (GO): DNA-binding transcription factor activity; sequence-specific DNA binding
Source: RefSeq, a predicted model, not a curated record